CAAAAAGUAAAAAAAAAAAAAAAACCGCAGCACCGUUCUUUUUACUUGGCAGCAGCCGCACCAUGAGUGGGGAUUUUGGUUCUUUUCUGUUUGGAGAAAUCAGCCGCAGGAGUAGUUUUGCUCAAUUCGUUCUGCUCUGUCAAUUCGCCGCACCAGCAGCAAUCAAGAAGAAAGUAGCAGCAAUUUUUCUUUUCUUCUUUACUCCUGGAAUUAGCCGCAGCAGUAACAAAAGCUAAGGAACUUCUUUUUCAUUCAAUUUAUUUAAAUUCAAUUUAGCUUUUGAGCAAGAAUUGUAAGUGUUAGCAGUUUUUACAUUACUAGUUCUUAAUUUUGAAGUGAAUUUCGAAUCUCUCUGUCUCAAAUUAACAAUUUAAGAAUUUUCCAUUUCAAACUCAUAAUUCCGUUUUUUUUGUUUCUAGUUCCUUUACCAUGUUUAUCAAUGUUAUUGUGAUGUUAAUUUUAAUCAUGAGUAACUAAUUCCAUAUAGGGUUUGAAUUGGGGCCAGGGUUCAUGAGUUCUUGAGGGCAUGAAUUCAGUUUUUCUGAAAUUCAAUUAAUUUCUGGAAAAUUGUAUAAGAUUAAUCAUAAUUGCCUAUAUGAAUUUGAUCACCUCAUAUAUGGAUUUCUGGAUUUAAUUCAACUCUUGUCUAUGAGAAAUUGAGUUAAAUUAGCUCGGAUCUUAUACAAGCAAUCUGAUCUUAGAAAUAAGUUAGGAUUGUGAUAAUAUGAUUUUGCUCUUGUCUAUGAGAAGUGAUUUCAUUUUCUGUCCAGGAAUAAUUGAAUAUUAAUUUACUUGAUUCUAAUCCCGAAAGAACACCCAGAACCCGAACCAUCCAAUUUGAACCCUGUUUUUAAUAUCCUGAAUCAAUUUAUUUUUUUUAUUUAUUUUUGCACUUGCUGUUAGUUAAUUUUUUUUUUAAUCACCCAAAAAAAAAAUUAUUCGGAAAGAUUACCAUGACUUGUGCUAGCCUGUGAUCACAGAUUGUAUUUAAAACUUCCUUUUUGCCACUCCUUGAGAGACGAUACUCGUGGUCUGGUUAUUCUUCGGAUUAGCCAACUACGUUUUACUCACUAAAAAAUUACACCGAUCAAAUGGCGCCGUUGCCGGGGAGUGGCACGGUUGUUUGUUAAGUACUUUCUGUGGAAUAGGUAAAAGCAAGUCGGUGAGACUUUCUAUUUUUUUUCCUGUUAUUUGUUUGUCGUUUUUUGUGUUCUUUGCACGUGAACUAAGCUGCAGGAACCGGUGUAUGCACACACGUGCUCGGGGAACUGAAGGCUUGAUCCCAUUGAAUCCAAACCCCGAGAGUAUUUUGAGAAGAAGAAAAGGAAGGUCAAGAAACAUGGCCGGAGAACAACAGCCCGCAAGGAGGACAAUGUAUGAACAAAUUACUCCGCAAUUUGCAGAGGUUGAUGGAAUAACCAUGCCGGGCAUUGAAGCUGCAAAUUACCAACUAUCUCCCGGAUUAAUCAAUCUAGCCCAGAGUAACCAGUUCGGAGGGAUGAGACAUGAAGACGCCCAGACACAUAUGCGUUGGUUCAACCGUCUCUGUCGGACUUCCCGAAUCAAUGGAGUUUCUGAAGCAGCUAACAAACUACUUUUGUUCCCAUUCACUCUAAGGGACAAGGCGCAACACUGGCUCGAUAGCCACACUUUUGCCACCUGGGAUGAAUUAUACCAAGCUUUCAUGAAACAGUACUGCCCAGCAUCCGCAGGAAUCAAAGCCAAGGCAGCCCUCCAGAACUUUAGGCAAGGGAGGAACGAGACAUUGAGUGAGGCAUGGGAGCGGUACAAGGAGCUCCGAAUUAACUGUCCAUCCAACAUCAUGGAGAGCAUGGACACCAUAUUUCACUUCUACAAUGGGCUGUCCAUUGAGAGCAAAAAGGAGUUGGAUUACUCUUCUAAAACAGGUUCAAUCCUAAGGCUGACAUCAGGAUAAGGUGAAGAACUGAUAGAGACUAUUACCUCAAAUGAGAGGUACUGGUAUGAUGAGCGAAGUGAAAGAGCUCCACAGAAGGCAGGAUUAUAUGAGGUUGAUUCUAGUACAGCUGCUGCCGCAAAAUUGGAUGCUCUUGUCCUAAAGUUUGAGAAACUCUAUGAAGCUCAGGCGCAGAACAGAUACCAAGGUGGCCAGGGGAUGAACCAGAGGAGUGUUCGAUCAAUGCCAAACCAGAAUCCAGUGAGAGACAUGGUGCUUUCGUGUGAUCAUUGUUUCGGAGCCCACCUGACCAAUUCAUUUCCUCAAUUCUUUGAAGAGCCCAUUUCACCUCUAGAAGUAAAUCUUAUGGAAUAUGCUAAGAAAGGAGAGGGUCCACUAGCACCUCAAUACCAAGGAAACCGAGGUAACUUAGCUGGCUACAACAACCAGAGGAAUAAUUUUCAGAGUGGUGCAAACCAGUGGAGAGAUAAUAACCGCCAAGGUGGGUACCAACGAGGCCAAGGAAGUGGCAGCAAUCAGCCUUAUGUGCCCCCACAUAUCAGACAACAAGAUAAUUCAGCUCAUUCCCAACUAGAUUUGGUGCUUGCAGAGCUGACACGGGCUAGAGAGGAAAAUGAAUUAAGAGAUAAAAGGGCAAGAGAGGAAAAGAUAUUGAUGGAGCAGCGGUUGAGGAACCUUGAGCUGCAACAUGAGCAACGAAUGCGGGAACUAGAGAACAGAUUCUUUGGAGGUCCUUCUGGGAGGCAGUCUGGAAGCCUUCCCAGCACUACAGAGCCAAACCCAAGAGAGCAUGUGAAUGCAAUAAAUCUGCGCAGCGGGAAGCAAGUUCCUGAACCAAUGGUGGAUGCGAAGGAGAGCCAAGCCAAGAAUGUUCCUAGCUGUCCAGGAAAGAGUGCAGAGCCAGUCAAUGUCCCAAAACCUAUUCAAAGACAAUCUGAAGAUGAACUAGAGUUCAAUUCUGAACAGCCAGGCCAGAGAGAGGGCAAGGCAAUCAUCGAGCCGAAUACACUUCAACAAGAGGCCAAGAGGGCUAAUGCACCGGUUGUUCCAUUCCCUGCUCGUGUCAAGAAGGGCGAGGACCGCAAGAGAGAAUACAAGUUUAUGGAGAUGAUUCGCAAACUACAUGUGGAUAUGCCACUCACAGAAGUACUUGCGGAGAUGCCUAAAUAUGCAAGGUUGCUGAAGGACUUAAUCACCAACAAAAAGAGGCUGGAGGAGUACUCUGUGGUUGACCUAAAUGCUGAGUGUUUAGCUGUGGUGACAAAAAUGAUGCCGGAAAAGCUCAAGGAUCCAGGUUCUUUCACCAUACCUUGUUCCAUUCAUGAUUAUGUUUUUAAAAAUGCACUAGCUGAUCUAGGAGCCAGCAUCAACUUGAUGCCAUCUUCUCUUGUUAAUAAGUUGGAACUGGGUGGAAUGAAACCCACUAGGAUGUGUCUUCAAUUAGCUGAUCGCUCUGUUAAGUACCCAAGUGGUAUUAUUGAGGACGUCCUAGUUAGGGUUGGUGAGUUUAUUUUUCCUGUAGACUUUGUCGUUAUGGAUAUAGAGGAGGAUCGUGGUACCCCUCUUAUUUUGGGGCGGCCUUUCUUGGCCACUGCCAGUGCUGUUAUUGAUGUGUUUGAUGGUUCAUUGACUCUGAGAAUUGGAGAGGACACUUGUACUUUUCGACUCUCAGAAGUUAUGAACCACCCCGAGGCACAAACUGAGAGCUGUAAUUUUCUUCAUAUGUAUGAGUGCAUUGAGGAUUAUUUAUUUGGGGGCCAGGGUGAGAGUGAUUAUUUUGAUGAUACUGCAUGUGGUGAGGUCUUAGAUGUGGGUAUGUGUGAUGAUGAAAUGUUAUCUCAUGAACUUAAAUGCUCUGUUGAUGAUUUGCUAGGAGAAGCCUCUCAAGAGGUUUCAGGUAGUACUGUUGUUGAUACACCCCCAUGUGAGCAGUUUUCUGAGCUUAAAAGGCUCCCAGAACACCUACAGUACGCUUCAUUGGAUGAUGAGGGCAAACACCCCAUUAUCAUUGCUUCUGAUUUAGAGAGAGAUGAAAAAGAUAAGGUUGUGUCCUUGCUUAGGCGGCGUGAAGGGGCCAUUGCCCGCACGCUGGGGGAUAUUAAGGGGAUCGAUCCUACCUUUUGCACACAUAAGAUUAGCAUUGAGGAAGGGUUCAGCCCGACAGUGCAACCACUGCGCAGGUUGAACCCUAAUUUGAUGGAGGUUGUGAGAACCGAGAUAUUGAGGCUUUUAGAUGCAGACAUUAUAUACCCAAUUUCUGAUAGUAGUUGGGUGAGUCCUAUUCAUAUGGUUCCUAAGAAAGGGGGAAUGACUGCUGUAGAGAAUGACAAAGGGGAGUUAAUACCUACUCGCAUUGUGUCAGGGUGGCGGAUGGUGAUUGAUUACCGAAAACUAAAUGAUGCCACCCGGAAGGACCACUUCCCUUUGCCAUUUAUUGAUCAGCUAGUUGAGAAUUUAGCAGGGCAUGGGUAUUAUUGUUUCUUAGAUGGGAUGAGUGGGUACUUUCAGAUUCACGUAGAUCCUAGAGAUCAGGAGAAGACCACUUUUACUUGUCCCUUUGGCACUUUUGCUUUCCGUAGGAUGCCCUUCGGUUUGUGUAAUGCUCCUGCUACAUUUAUGCGUUGUAUGUUAGCCAUUUUUGACAGGUUUAUUGGCGAUUUCAUGGAAGUAUUUAUGGAUGAUUUUUCUUUGUUCGGUGAUACUUUUGACUCUUGCUUAGCUAACCUUGACAGGGUGCUUGCUAGAUGUGAGGAGACCCACUUGGCCUUAAGUUGGGAGAAAUGCCACUUUAUGGUCAGGGAGGGUAUUGUUUUAGGGCAUAAGGUUUCUGAAAAGGGAAUUGAGGUUGAUAAGGCGAAGGUUGGGGCUAUAGAGAAACUUCUGUAUCCAACCACAGUAAAAGCCAUCCGUAGCUUUCUUGGGCACGCUGGCUUUUACCACCGGUUCAUACAGGAUUUCUCUAAGAUUGCCCGACCUUUGACUAAUCUUUUAGGGAAAGAUGUACCUUUUGAUUUUUCACCUGAUUGUGUUGUUGCCUUUGAUACUUUGAAAAGGAAAUUGACUGAGGCUCCCAUUCUUGCUACACCCGAUUGGUCUUUACCUUUCGAGAUAAUGUGUGAUGCUAGCGAUCAAGUGGUUAGGGCUAUCCUGGGUCAAACCAAGGAUAAGCACUUUCGCCCUAUCUACUAUGCCAGUAAGACUUUAGUGGGGCCUCAGCUCAAUUAUACCACUACUGAAAAAGAGUUUUUGGCUAUUGUGUUUGCUUUGGAGAAAUUUAGACCCUACAUCAUUCUUUCUAAGGUAAUUGUCUUCACUGACCAUGCGGCUUUGAGGUAUUUACUUCAGAAGAAUGAUGCAAGGCCUAGGCUUCUCCGCUGGAUUCUUUUGUUGCAGGAAUUCUAUGUGGAGAUCAAAGACCGAAAGGGGACCGCUAACCAAGCAGCAGAUCAUCUAUCUAGACUAGAGACUGAAGUGGUGGAGACAUUCAAAAAGUUUGAGCUUGAAGAGACUUUUCCAGAUGAGAGGCUUCUAGCCAUUCAGCACAGUUCAAAGAUGCCUUGGUAUGCAGAUCUCGCUAACUUUCUUGUGGGCAAAGUUGAACCUGCCGGGAUGUCUCGCCACACGAUUAAGAGAUUGAAGUCUGAAGCCAAGCAUUACUUCUGGGAUGAUCCAUACCUGUUCAAAAUUUGUGCUGACCAAGUUGUGAGAAGAUGUGUACCUGAACAAGAAGGAAAGGAGAUUCUAAUGCAUUGUCAUACUGGACCCACGGGAGGUCACUUCUCAGGAGAGAGGACCGCCAGGAAAGUUCUUGAUUGUGGAUUCUAUUGGCCCACCAUUUUUAAGGAUGUUCAUGCUUAUGCUUCAGCUUGCGAUCAGUGCCAGAGGACUGGGAACAUAUCCCGAAGGGAUGAAAUGCCACAACACUAUAUUUUGCCAUGUGAAGUGUUCGAUGUGUGGGGAAUUGAUUUCAUGGGCCCUUUCCCGAGUUCGAAAGGAAAUAGUGGAGGUCGAGCAUAAGGCAUUUUGGGCUCUGAAGAAUGUUGUAUUUGACCUUGAAGGGGCUGGAAAGGAGAGAUUUUAUCAGCUGAAUGAGCUUGAAGAGUGGCGUGCUAUGGCCUUCCACAACAACCAUUUGUAUAAGGAGCGAGUGAAGCAAUAUCAUGAUAGGCACAUCAAGCAAUCCCGCGAGUUUAGAGUUGGAGAUCAGGUGCUGCUGUAUAAUUCUAGGUUGAAGUUGUUCCCUGGGAAACUGCGUUCCAGAUGGUCAGGGCCAUUUACUGUGACUGAGGUCUAUCCGUAUGGCACCAUUGAGUUGCAUGAUCCUGAAAAGGGAAACUUUAAGGUUAAUGGUCAUCAAGUGAAGCUCUAUUAUGGUGAGAAAGUGAGCACUGAAAGGGAGGUUCUUUAUCUUAAGGAGAUUAGCGGUUGAGCAUGAUCUAACGUCAAGCUAAUGACGUUAAAGAAGCGCUUCUGGGAGGCAACCCACCAGAAAAAAAAGGAAAAAAAAAAAGAAAAAGAAAAAAAAAGAAAAAAAAGAAUUAGGAGUUUGUUAUUUCUUGUUUCUGCAUUUUUUUCCCCAUUAUUUUUGUGAUUUCUUCUUGUGGUUGUGCGGUUGGAGUUCUUUGUUUUGAAUUGCAGGUGCGGCAUGGGAGUCAUGAACUGAUUUCGGAAGAAUUACGGUCCUAUGUAGAUGGAGUUCCUCAGAGCUACAAGUUGCAGUUUGCUUCACAGAGUGGGAUGCUCAAGAUGUGGGGCCGUUGGCAGCUUCUAUAUGGCGCCACAUGCUGAUUUUUGAGGAGUAGAUAAGCUGGCCGUUGACAGUAGACCAUUUUGAUGGACAAGACUCUGCUGGCAGAUUCAGGUUGGCGCUUUGAUUUUAUGACCCGGCGUAUGAGCAGACAGAGGAGUUUCAGCAGCUUCUUUCCCAACUAAUUUGGGCUAAAAGCCUUCUGGGAAUGCCAUUCUACACAUGAUACAAAGUUUGAUUCUCAUAGAAGUUCUAACAGACUGUGAACCAGGCUGCCUUAAUGUGUUUCUUCAUUGGAAAUAACCUUCACAGUAGCAGUCAAAUCACGAGCAAGGUGCCAGAGUGUUUCAUUUUCUUCUUGUGCCGCAUUUUUGAGCACGUUUCAGUGGACAAAGCAGUGCCCGUAGGCUGGUUUUUACUUCACCAGUGCACCAGACAGCCAUUCACACUUACUCAAGAUUGAAAGAGUUCAAGUAGCGUACAAGGCAGACUGUGUGCAAGAUUCAGCGGUAUAUAUGCAUCGAGGGGGCUGAGUUUUGAGUUAUUAAGGAGGCUAUUCACUGCUGUUUGGUUUGUACGGUAUUCUGCUAACUCUUACUACGCUGUUAAUAAUGUGUGGUUACUCUCAUAUUACUCCUUUGUUGAAUUGUGUUGAUUAUCAUUCUGAUUAUGAUGUGCUGCCGGGCUGAAAAUCAUUUUAUUCUUUAACUUGCCCCUGUUAUUUUUGUUUUAAUCUUUUCUUUGACCUCGAGGGCGAUGUCACCCCUAAGUGUGGGGAGGUUUGGUUUUAGCUUGGACAUGACAUUUGGUGAUGAAAUUAUUCUGCCCAAGAACAUUUUGAGGUGUACAAAUUCUUUUUUCUGGUUUAGCAACGCAACAGAGGUAACUUGUUAAUCUUUAUUUUGUUUUGUAAUUUUCCAUCUCCUCCAUCUUUCUUGGAAAGAUUUAGUAAUGGUGUAAUCAUCGGGGUGAUGUGUAUAUUCUUGGAAAUGUUGGCAUGUUGGAUGGUUUGAUUUGUGUUGAUUAAAUUCGGUUUUACUCGUGAUUCACUAGUCCGCUUCAAUAAUUGCUUGACUGGCCAGGUGUUGAAAAUCCUUACUCCAUAAGGAGCUCUUCUUUCUAAGCAUAUCGGGAUAACUUCAUGCUAAGUAGGUAACUGAUUCUUGUAAUGGGGUUACACUUCUUGUGUCGAGAAUUUCAUCCUCGAAAUGGGGCUCUGCUCAUCUCGCGAAUCACCCUGUGUGAGAGUUGAGUACACAGUAAUGAGAUAAACUCCUAGGCCCUAGAGCUUGAAUCAGUCCUGUAAUCCAGAACCUGAUCAACUUUUCAUAUUGAAAAAAAAAAAAGAAUCACGAGUAUUCCGAGUUUUAUCACACAAUUCUUGGGUUUUUGGAAUGAUUGGUGGUUUGGAUUUCACACACCUGCAUCGUUGGGACAAUCAUGCUUUUCUCUACAUUUUAGUCGGUUGGAGAGGAAUUUUACUUUUGAAAAUAUUGUUUAACAUGUGAAUCUUGGUUUCGUUGUUAAGAAAGAAAAGACCUUGUGCAGUCAUUUGUUUUGGGUGUGAAUGAUUUUUGAACCAGGUGUUGCAUGUGAUUAUUUAUGUUUUCCGUGGGUUUACUGCACUGUUGCUUGGGGGCAAGCAACGCUCAAGUGUGGGGAGAUUUGAUAGGCUCGUUCCGUGCCUAUCUUUUCAACCAUAUUUUGGGUGUUAACUGUCUAAUUUUUAUAAUUAAUCGGGUGACUAUUGGGGAUUUUGAGUAAAAAUUUGCUAUUUUUCGGUCCCGGUGGCAUUCAUAUUCAGUAUAGUAUUUUUCUACACAAUUUAACGUUUUUGGAGUAAUUUGAUUGUAAAGUUACAUGUUAUUAGCAAGUGUGGUGAGUUGUUAUUGUAUAGGCCGAGUUUGCGUGAAUAAUACAUUAUGUUUGGACUGGAUCAUUGGCGGUUUGCUUUAGAAGUUAUCAAGUGCAAUCCAAAGAAAAAAAAGGAACGAGCAGCCCAAAAAGUAAAAAAAAACCGCAGCACCGUUCUUUUUACUUGGCAGCAGCCGCACCAAGAGGGGGGAUUUUGGUUCUUUUCUGUUUGGAGAAAUUAGCAGGAGUAGUUUUGCUCAAUUCGUUCUGCUCUGUCAAUUCGCCGCACCAGCAGCAAUCAAGAAGAAAGUAGCAGCAAUUUUUCUUUUCUUCUUUACUCCUGGAAUUAGCCGCAGCAGUAACAAAAGCUAAGGAACUUCUUUUUCAUUCAAUUUAUUUCAAUUCAAUUUAGCUUUUGAGCAAGAAUUGUAAGUGUUAGCAGUUUUUACAUUACUAGUUCUUAAUUUUGAAGUGAAUUUCGAAUCUAUCUGUCUCAAAUUAACAAUUUAAGAAUUUUCCAUUUCAAACUCAUAAUUCCGUUUUUUUUGU
Molecule: messenger RNA, 9086 nt
Organism: Cuscuta epithymum
Lineage: Eukaryota; Viridiplantae; Streptophyta; Magnoliopsida; Solanales; Convolvulaceae
Source: the annotation of a GenBank genome assembly